This is a messenger RNA of Xyrauchen texanus (razorback sucker), 4797 nucleotides long. RefSeq names its product heterogeneous nuclear ribonucleoprotein U-like 1 like (gene hnrnpul1l). The transcript is spliced from 16 exons. The record is from RefSeq and is a predicted model, not a curated record. NCBI's taxonomy places the organism in Eukaryota, Metazoa, Chordata, Actinopteri, Cypriniformes, Catostomidae. The coding region runs from base 125 to 2758 and encodes 877 amino acids. Gene Ontology annotation, molecular function: protein binding.
CGAGGCGCAGGAAGUGGUCAGCCACGGUCACCCUCCAUCUUCGAUACCGCCUUUGCGACAAUUUGCUUGACUGAAAAACGGACAGAAAAGUUCGGAAUACACUGCUAUUGGAGGUGCAUGAACCAUGAGCGAGCUCAAUGUUAAAAAGCUCAAAGUGAAUGAGCUGAAAGAGGAGCUCCAGCGUCGAGGCCUGGACACCCGCGGGCUGAAGGCGGAUCUGGUGGACAGAUUGCAGGCGGCGCUGGAUGUCGAGUCGUCGGGCGCUGCUGCACCGGGUGAGGAAGAACAAGACUUGGAGGCUGGAGAUGCUAAUGAGUAUAAAGAUGAAGGUGGGGAACAAGAUUAUGGAGAAGAGGAUAAGGCAGAGUUUGAUGAUGGAAACAGCACAGACCUAUUCCAGGGUGAGUACGAUGAUCAGGGAAAGGAGAAUAAUGAAAGCAGUGAGGACAGCACAGAGGCCCCCAUGCCUGGUUUUGGAAAGAUUGAUGAUGCAGAAGAUGUGAUGCCGGAACAGAUGACAGAGCAGUGCCAAGAUGAACAUGAGUCUGAGGGCAAGCAGCCGCUCCAGGAUUUGAAGCAGGAAUAUGAGGAAACACCAUCACAUCCUCAGACAGCACAUAAGUUUGAAGAACCAGCAUCAUGCCAGAUACCAGAGGGAGACUCAAGUCAACGCUCGCAGGAGGAAGGACCUGAUGGUGAUGAAGUGAAGGCAGAGUAUAAGACAGAUGAGGAUGUUCCACAACAAGCUGAACAAGGCAACGAUUGGGGCACUAUGGAUGCACCGGUCAAAACAGAGGAUGAUCGAAACACUUCGCAAGAUCGCAAGAGGCCACAUGAUGACAGUCGUGGAUAUGGAUACUACGAGCAUCGUGACGACAGGAGGGGAAGAUCACCACAGCCCCCAGCAGAAGAGGAGGAAGACGAGAUUGACGAUAAGCUUGUGGUCAUUGACACCUACAACUGUGACCUGCACUUCAAGGUGGCUCGUGACCGGUACAGUGGCUAUCCUCUUACCAUUGAAGGCUUUGCCUUUCUGUGGGCAGGUGCUCGAGCCACCUAUGGUGUUAACAAGGGUCGAGUGUGCUUUGAAAUGAAGAUAAAUGAGGACAUUUCCGUAAAGCACCUUCCGACUUCUGAACCUGACCCUCAUGUGGUGAGAAUAGGAUGGUCCCUUGAUUCAUGCAGCACUCAGCUUGGUGAAGAAGCCUUCUCAUUUGGCUAUGGAGGGACUGGCAAGAAAUCCUCUAACUGUAAAUUUGAUGACUAUGGCGAAAAGUUUGGUGAAAAUGACAUCCUUGGCUGCUAUAUUGACUUUGAAAGCAGUGAUGAAGUGGAUAUAGCAUUCUCCAAGAAUGGCAAAUCGCUUGGCUCGUGUUACCGUGUCUCUAAAGAGGAUUUGGCUGGGCGUGCUCUUUUCCCACAUGUAUUGGUGAAAAACUGUGCUGUGGAGUUCAACUUUGGACAGAGGGAGGAGCCUUUCUUCCCCCCACCAGAAGGCUUCACCUUCCUUGAAAAUGUUCAGUUGGAGGAAAGAAUCAGAGGAACAGUGGGGCCUGCCACAAAAGCUGAAUGCGAGAUCCUGAUGAUGGUUGGUCUGCCUGGUAGUGGAAAAACCACCUGGGCCAUUAAACAUGCUGAAGAGAACCCUGAAAAGAAGUUUAACAUCCUAGGCACAAAUGCUAUCAUGGAAAAGAUGAAGGUCAUGGGACUCCGACGUCAGCGUAACUAUGCUGGACGCUGGGACGUACUUAUUCAACAGUCUACUCAGUGUCUCAACAGGCUCAUCCAGAUUGCUGCCCGCAAGAAGAGAAACUACAUCUUGGACCAGACAAAUGUAUAUGGAUCAGCCCAGAGACGAAAAAUGCGUCCUUUUGAAGGUUUUCAACGCAAGGCUAUUGUAAUUUGUCCCACGGAUGAGGAUUUAAAAGAGCGAACAUUAAAGCGAACUGAUGAGGAAGGGAAGGAUGUUCCCGAUCAUGCUGUGUUAGAAAUGAAAGCAAACUAUGUUCUGCCCGACGCUGGUGAGUUCUUGGAUGAAGUGAGGCUUGUUGAACUGCAGCGGGAAGAAGCCGAAACUCUUAUCAAGCAGUACAAUGAAGAAGGCCGUAAAGCUGGCCCUCCCCCGGAGAAGCGUUUUGAUAACCGUCAAGGUGGCUUCCGUGGCAGCCGUGGUAGCUUCCAGCGUCAUGACAAUCGUGGUGGCCCUCAGAGUGGUGGGAGAGGUGGCUAUCAGAAUCGGGGUGGCACUGGAGGUGGAGGUGGAGGCUACCGAGGAGGAUAUAACCGUGGAGGGUACCAACAGAAUCGCUGGGGAAAUAACUACAGAGAUGGAGGCUCUGGAAGCCGUGGUGGAGGCUACAACCGCAACCAGCAGUCUGGAGGAAGCUACAACCACAACCGUCAAGGCUCUUACAACAAGAGUAGCACUGUAGCCUCUCCAAGCUAUAACCAGUCACAGCCUCAGUCCUAUAAUCAAGGCUAUAACCAGAGUAACUACAACCAGGGUUACAACUAUGGCAGCUACAGUCAGUACCCAGGAUACAACCAAGGCUAUAGUCAAACUCCAGCAGCCACAGGACAAACCUACAACCAGCAGCAGCAGAGCUACAAUCAACAGUACCAGCAGUAUGCUCAGCAGUGGCAGCAGUACUACCAGAACCAGAGCCAGUGGAACCAGUACUACAACCAGUAUGGCAGUUACGGCAACUACAACCAGCAAGGCACCCAAGGUGGUCAGGGCACCCAGGGAACGCAGUAGUAGCAUUGCAGCCACUUGAGACGUCCCUCCCAUCUCAUUCCCUAAGCAGCAUUCCUCAUGCUCCUUUGCCUUUUUAUGUUCCCUCUCUUCUUUCCCCAUCUUGCCCUUUUUUGCCUGCUCUCUAUAGAAAUUAAUUCUCUCCCUAUUUAUGCCAAACUUAAAGGUAACCACAUUUAUGUAGACCUCCAUUGCUCUGUUUGAGUUUUGUUGGCAAGUAUCCCUGUUUUGAUUUUAUACUUAAUUUGUUUACAUGCUGCUUCAUUAUUAUUUUUUCUCCCUAUGUAUUUGUAGAUGAAAAGUUUGGCAUUUGAAAUUAGUAUGUGGUAUUGUCUGCCCCAAACAGCUCCCACACAAUGAUGUGCUUGACGGUUUCAAAAUCAAGCAGGAUAAUUUUGAGGAUGCUUUGCACGCUUGGAUUACAUCUGAUGUAUAGAGGGAGAGAGACGGGGUGUUUGUGUUCCAAUAGUUUCACCACUGAUUUUAUUUUUCUAUCUUUUAAGAUUAAAGAACCACAUUUUGCAGUGGACGGUUAUGGGUAUUGUUCUGAAUGAUCAUAGGCCUGUAUUUACUCAUUCAUUUAAGACCAUGUAACACUUUUGACUAGCUAGAUCAUAUUGGAAAUUUUAAUAAAUUUUGAAUAACACUUCUGAUGUCUCAAACCUGUGAAGGUAAUCAUUUUCCUUUUAAUACCAUUUUUUAAAAUGAUUCUGAUUGGUCUGAUGCACAUCUGUUCUCAUGUUGCAGAUCAGUAAUGAUCAAAAAUAGUUCCUUGUGUGGAUAUGUUUUUACCCUGUCAUGUCUGUAAAGCAGUAUCUGCAGAUGGUUUUGUGUCGAAUCAAAACAUUAUUUUGUAUUUGAGAAUAUAAUCUGAAGAACCAUUUUGUGGUGUUGAUUUUUUUAUUAUUAUUAUUAAAUGAAAGGUGCAGAAUCAAUUGCAAUUUCUAAUAUAAAGUCAGUUUCCCUGCUAAAAAAACACAUCAGUUUAAGGUGGUCAAGCUGGUUUUUAUAAACUGUUUUGGGUUACUGGUACAAAGUGGUCCAGCACUAUCGGGCUUCGAAUGCAAUGCACAAAACAACUUCUUUCUGCCCAGAGCUCUUUGUUUCAGCCAAUGAGGGAUUCAACACCCCAACAUGAUAAUUGAAUCUCAUGAUAUCAGAAAUAUAUCCAGAUUAUAACUAUUUCAUAUGUUAUAGCCUACUAUUACGAUGAUUAAUAAUCUUAAUCAUCAAAGCAAAUCUAAAUUGUUAAAUUAUUGCUGGUGAAUUUUCUUUGUAUUCAAUGAUCAUGUUUCCACUAAGAUUAGGUCAAAAUUGCAAAGAGUCUUGUGGCAGUUGCAAUAGCUGUUACAUGAUUUUUGCCUUCUAUUUAAAGGAUAAACGAUCAUAAACGUGUUGAUCCCUUCCUGAUGUCCCACUUUUGCUUAACCCAAUCUAUAUAUAAAGCAUUUAUAUUAUUAUUUACAAAUAAUAUGGUUUAUUUUAGAAUUGUAUCGCACUCUAAUAACCUCAUUAAAUGUCAUAACAGGGUGGACAUGCUUCAAUAUUCUUUACCCUUAACCAGUAUGACUUUCGAAAGGUUUAACAUGCCUUUUUUAUGAAACAAGUGUUAUCAGUAUAUGCUGGCAAACAUGUCCUUUGAUUUUUCAGUCAUAAAACAUUUUAAAUAGUCAAGACCCCAAUUAAAAUGGCACCAUUCUGUAGCCUAACCCUUUAUGAAUUAGUAUGAAAUGGGUUCACUUCAUAAUGAUUUUUAAAAAAAAAUUAUAAAAUAUAUUUGAAUUUGUUAAAUGCCUGAAGAAAAAAAAACUUCAGCUGGUACACCAAUUCUAUGACACUUAAUUAUUUAUCUGCUAAUUUUAUUUUGUCAUUUUGUUUUCUCAGAACAAGUACUGUUGCAAGGUUAACAAGUGUGCAAAAAAGAUUAACAAGAUAAAAUUUGUAAUAAAAAAAAAUGGUAGAAGAAGAUGCUCAAAUAUAUUCUAACAUGUUUUAUUUAAAUAUGUCCUUGGUGUCACAUUGUUUAAUGUUUAAGUGACAUU